Spea bombifrons (plains spadefoot toad) is the source of this 1653-nucleotide messenger RNA. Its product is annotated as vomeronasal type-2 receptor 1-like. The record is from RefSeq and is a predicted model, not a curated record. Gene Ontology annotation, molecular function: G protein-coupled receptor activity. Gene Ontology annotation, biological process: G protein-coupled receptor signaling pathway. Gene Ontology annotation, cellular component: membrane. Lineage: Eukaryota; Metazoa; Chordata; Amphibia; Anura; Pelobatidae. Bases 1 to 1653 code for a protein of 550 amino acids. The transcript is spliced from 6 exons.
AUGGAUCCCUCGGAGAUUGGCCAGAAGAUGUCUGCCUGUGAAGCCUGUAUUGAAAGUUUAGAUCAUCACAUGUACCAGUUCGCUCAGGCUUUGCAAACACUCCUGGCGAGGACUGAUCCAUCACGUGGUCCUCCACCUGCGCCUACGGCCACAGCUGUUGCUGUUCCACCGCUGGCUGACCCAAGUCUUCAUAACCUCCGUUUGCCUCCUCCUCCCAGAUAUGGAGGAUGGUUCAAGUGGCCAAAAAAUCUCCAAGAUUCCCAGCUGGAGAAUUACAGAAGCCCAACGCCCAGGUAUUACAGAUAUCUCUUGGCUUUUAUUUUUACUGUUAAUGAGAUAAACAGGGAUCCUUUUAUUUUACGCAACCUGACUCUGGGAUACCAUGCGCUCGAUUCCUGCGGAGAUGUGAAUAAGGCCAUAGAAAAUGUGUUACGGAUAUUAUCCGGACCCUCUAGGACUGUCCCCAAUUACUCCUGCAGGAGUCACGGCAAACUGGCUGGGGUUAUUGGAGAUCUGUCUUCAGAAACAUCCUUACAUAUCGCCAAUAUACUGAGCCUAUACGAUUACCCACAGAUCAGCUACGGAGCGACAGAUCCUCUUCUAACAAACAAACAAUUAUACCGGUCUUUUUUCCAGACCCUUCCGAGUGACCGGGUUCAGUUUGAUGCCAUUGUAAAACUUCUCAAACAUUUUGGGUGGAACUGGGUCGGUAUCCUCGCUUCAGAUGAUGAUGUCGGAGAGAGACAGACUCUGGAACUGAAAAACUUGGGUGAAAGACACGGUGUAUGCUUUGAGUUCACACUAAAGAUGCCUCCGCCACAUCCCCAAGACAGAAUAAAAGUAAUAGAGAGACAAAAAGUUAUCCUUAAGAAAGCGACCUCCAAGAUCAUUAUACUUACUGGGACAGUUUAUGGAGAAGGUCUAUAUUUGUAUCUAAAAGAAUAUCCUAUCUUUCAAACCAGGACUUACAUUAUGCCUGCAAGUUGGAAUUUAAUCUUACAUAUGGAUAAAAGUCACCAAUUUCCUUUUGAUGGAGGUUUAGCAUUUGCUCGUCCUACUUGUUACCACCAACAACUUCAGAGUUUUCUAGAGAAUAUCAGUCCAUCAAAUCGACCCAAUGACCUUUUAUUGGAAUACAUACGUUUAUUUUAUUUCAGAUGUUUAACUUCAGACUCUAGAUGGAAUAAGUUCAUGGCAAGAAUUGGGAAUACAUCAUUAAUAAACUGCAGCAGGACGGAUACAAUCACUAGACUUGACACGCAGUAUUAUGUGACUAAGACAUUUCAAACUACAUGCCAUGUGCUUCAAUCCGUCUUUGCUAUGAUUUGGCCUCUCCAUUUACUGCUGUUUUACAUUUCAGAGAAAUUAAAGAGGAAUGAUAAAACAUUAUAUAAAACUAACUAUCGGAGCCCAGUGGAGGUAGCUUUAUACCACUGUAGUGCACAGUUGGCAUUGCGCAUGGUGAUCUUUGAUUUGUGUACAGACUGCUUGCCUAUAGAAACCCAUUUCAUGAAGCUCCUGAGACACAGUGCCUGCGCUGAUGUUGCUUCCGGAGGCAGUUUGGAGCUCUGUUCUGAGCUCUUUAGUAUUACCGUUGGAGACGGCUGCCUAUGGGCUGGGUUUUAUACGCCUGUUAGCAACGGGUGCAGCUGA